Molecule: messenger RNA, 864 nt
Organism: Penicillium cinerascens
Lineage: Eukaryota; Fungi; Ascomycota; Eurotiomycetes; Eurotiales; Aspergillaceae
Product: pirin family protein
Exons: 2
Coding region: 1-864 (287 amino acids)
Source: RefSeq, a predicted model, not a curated record
AUGACAAAGCCACUCAGCCACGCCAAGAUCGCCCUCCGCCGCUCCAGCGAGCGCGGAUACGCCGAACACGGCGGCUGGCUCAAAUCAUUCCACACGUUCAGCUUUGCUAGCUACUACGAUCCCCGCUUCCAAAACUUCGGAAGUCUCCGAGUCCUCAACGAAGACCGCGUCGCAGCGCGGAAUGGCUUCCCGACUCAUCCCCACAGAGAUGCCGAGAUCUUCAGUUACAUCCUUAACGGCGAGCUUACGCACCGCGACAGCAUGAUCAAAAAAGGCUCCGAGGGAGCCCAGGGGAAAGAAUUUUAUCGUAUGAAGCGCGGUGACGUGCAAUUCACUACUGGUGGAACUGGAAUCGCUCAUUCGGAACAGAAUGAGUCUAGCAAGCCGGUGCAUUUUCUUCAGAUAUGGGCGCUACCUUGGAAACACGGCCUCAAGCCUCAGUAUCACACUAUGACUUUUAGUGAGGAGACUAAGCGCAAGGCGUUCGUGCCUAUCCUGUCGCCUCUCGCGGCGGGGCCUGAGGCUACCCCCGCACAAGAAGCUGCUGCUAUACCCAAGAUUCCAGAUACUAUUCCCAUCCAUGCGGACUUCGUCAUGGGUGCUGGAAUUAUUGCGCCGAACUCGACUUUCAAGUGGAAUGUUGGUGCUGGAGAGGUAAUCAGCUCGAAGAAGAAGCGCAAUGUUUAUAUUCAUCUUCCUAUGACCAAGAACGGCCUGAUGAAGAUUAAACUUGACAGUCGCGAGGAUGCUAUCUUGGAAGAAGGGGAUGGUGCUUUUAUCACAGGUGUCAAUGCUGGUGAUACGCUCAGUGUGGAGAGUAUUGGCGAUGUGGAGGCGGAGGUUAUUGUUCUGGACAGCGACUAG